This is a messenger RNA of Ramularia collo-cygni, 738 nucleotides long. RefSeq lists its product as uncharacterized. Bases 1 to 738 code for a protein of 245 amino acids. The transcript is spliced from 4 exons. Lineage: Eukaryota; Fungi; Ascomycota; Dothideomycetes; Mycosphaerellales; Mycosphaerellaceae. The record is from RefSeq and is a predicted model, not a curated record.
AUGGGCAUCUCACUCAGUACCGCCCGCUAUCUAGCACCAGCGUCAUUCAUUUACGAUUUCGCGGCGCAGCAAUAUGGAAUCAACAGUACUCCUAGCAUGAAAGAGAUCCACGAUCGGAAUCUUUCAUUCUUCAGUCCACAGCCUUAUUUCAUCGCUGGCUUCUUCUUUCCUCAACAGUUCUUUCAACUGGCAUGGCUGUACAAGCUCUGGAAACUCGAUGCCAAAAACCCAAAGGAGAAGAAAGAGCUGGAUGAGAUUGUCCGAUUCGUACCUUACUAUGCUCUCGGAAACGUCUGCAUAGGAACGUGGAUGUUCUUCUGGAAUUCCGAACAGCUCAAAACAGCCAACAUCUUCGUGUUUAUCAACACCCUUGCUCAGCUCUACUACGUCUUCACGCAGCUAGCUCCCAUGAACACAAAGUCCUGGCCCAGCAUCCUGACACACGUCGUCAGCAAGACAUUCGCGGGGAUCGGCGUCUUGGACAUUCUCCACAAUACUUCCGUGGGGUGGUUUCUAAACGAGACUCCCAGCACGGCGGUCAAGGUCUUGACGGGGUUGGGUUUCGCGGGAUUGRGUGCUUGUAGCGAUUGGAUCUUUGGAGGUUGCUUGGUGUAUGACUUGGUCGGCAUUGCGGUCGGGCAAGCUUCGUACUCUAGUGAUGCGGGCUGGCCGAAACUCUUGGGUGCUUAUGCCGUGGGCAGUGCGGCGAUUGUCGCGGCGAAGAACUAUGUGAGGUGA